This is a messenger RNA of Cavia porcellus (domestic guinea pig), 18974 nucleotides long. RefSeq names its product FAT atypical cadherin 3 (gene Fat3). Gene Ontology annotation, cellular component: plasma membrane; catenin complex. The record is from RefSeq and is a predicted model, not a curated record. Gene Ontology annotation, molecular function: calcium ion binding; cadherin binding. NCBI's taxonomy places the organism in Eukaryota, Metazoa, Chordata, Mammalia, Rodentia, Caviidae. Gene Ontology annotation, biological process: homophilic cell-cell adhesion. The transcript has 30 exons. The coding region runs from base 239 to 14074 and encodes 4611 amino acids.
CCCUUCCCCAGGCCCGGGAGCGCGCGCGGGCACUGCAGCGGCUGCGGUCGGCGGCCGGCUCGCCCCAGGCGAGAGCGCCAGCACGAGACCACGAGAGAGCGCCCGCAGGAGCGGUGGGUCGCCGGCUGAGGCAAGGAAAAGGAAGAGACUAAAACCAGGGGCCUGCAGAGUAUGGCUUCACAUCAGAACUCCAAUUUGGAGGUUUUAGGAGCUAUCAGAAUGAUGGAAGUAUGAUGUGAUGGAUAUAAUUAUGGGACACUGUGUGGGGACACGACCUCCUUCUUCUUGCCUCAUCCUCCUGCUUCUUAAGCUGUUGGCCACUGUCUCCCAGGGACUGCCAGGGACAGGGCCCCUGGGCUUUCACUUCACACAUUCCAUUUAUAAUGCUACAGUCUAUGAAAAUUCUGCAGCAAGGACCUACGUCAACAGCCAGAGCAGAAUGGGCAUCACCUUAAUAGAUUUGUCCUGGGAUAUCAAAUACAGAAUAGUGUCUGGAGAUGAGGAAGGCUUUUUCAAAGCAGAAGAAGUCAUCAUUGCAGAUUUCUGUUUUCUCAGAAUAAGAACUAAGGGUGGAAAUUCUGCCAUUUUGAAUAGGGAAAUUCAGGACAAUUAUUUAUUGAUAGUAAAAGGUUCUGUUAGAGGAGAAGAUUUGGAAGCAUGGACCAAAGUGAAUAUCCAGGUUUUAGAUAUGAAUGAUCUGAGGCCUCUGUUUUCACCCACAACGUAUUCUGUUACAAUAGCAGAAAGCACACCUCUAAGGACUAGUGUCGCUCAGGUGACAGCAACUGAUGCUGAUAUUGGUUCUAAUGGAGAAUUCUAUUAUUAUUUUAAAAACAAAGUUGAUCUCUUUUCAGUUCACCCAACAAGUGGUGUCAUCUCUCUAAGUGGACGAUUAAAUUAUGAUGAAAAGAACAGGUAUGAUUUGGAAAUUUUAGCUGUGGACCGAGGAAUGAAACUCUAUGGCAACAACGGAGUGAGCAGCACUGCAAAACUUUACGUUCACAUUGAACGUGUAAAUGAACAUGCCCCGGUGAUUCAGGUAGUCACUCACGUUCCUUUUUCAUUGGACAAAGAGCCGACGUAUGCAGUGGUGACAGUUGAUGACCUAGAUGAGGGGGCCAAUGGAGAGAUCGAAUCCGUUUCCAUUGUGGCUGGAGAUCCUUUAGAUCAGUUCUUCCUGGCUAAGGAAGGGAAGUGGAUGAAUGAAUAUAAGAUCAAAGAGAGGAAACAAGUUGACUGGGCAAGCUUUCCCUAUGGCUACAAUCUCACUCUUCAAGCGAAAGACAAAGGGUCACCUCAAAAGUUUUCGGCACUAAAGACAGCCCACAUUUCCAACCCUAAAAGAAACAGUGUCCCAGUUCAAUUUGAAAAAGAAGUAUACAAUGUUAACAUAAGUGAGUUUUCCCCUCCCGGUGUGGUGGUUGCUAUAAUAAAAUUAAGUCCUGAACCUCUGGAUGUGGAAUACAAGUUAUCUCCUGGUGAAGAUGCAGGGUACUUCAAAAUCAAUCCCCGGACAGGUUUGAUUGUCACAGCACAGCCACUGAAUACCAUUAAGAAGGAGGUUUAUAAACUGGAGGUGACAAAUAAGGAAGGUAAUAUAAAAGCACAAGUAAUCAUUGGCAUAGACGAUGCAAAUGAUCACACCCCAGAAUUCCAGCAGAGCCUGUAUGACACUUUUGUGAAUGAAAGUGUUCCAGUAGGAACAAGCAUUCUGUCAGUUUCAGCUUCUGAUAAGGAUAAAGGAGAAAAUGGGUACAUCACUUACAGUAUUGCCAGCCUGAAUUUAUUACCAUUUGCUAUUAACCAGUUUACAGGAGUAAUUAGCACAACUGAAGAAUUAGAUUUUGAAUCUUCUCCAGAAACUUACAGAUUCAUCGUCAGAGCAUCUGACUGGGGUUCGCCAUACCGCCAUGAAAGUGAGGUAAACGUGACUAUCCGAAUAGGAAAUGUCAAUGACAACAGCCCUCUCUUUGAAAAAGUAGCUUGUCAGGGAGUAAUUUCAUAUGAUUUUCCAGUCGGUGGUCACAUCACAGCUGUGUCAGCAAUUGAUAUUGAUGAACUUGAACUUGUAAAGUACAAGAUCAUUUCUGGAAAUGAGCUUGGUUUCUUUUAUUUAAACCCAGACUCUGGUGUUUUACAGCUUAAAAAGUCACUGAUGAAUCCCGGCAUUAAAAAUGGUAAUUUCGCACUGAGAAUUACAGCAACUGAUGGAGAGAAUUUUGCAGACCCUAUGGCCAUUAACAUUUCAGUCCUCCAUGGGAAGGUGUCUUCAAAGAGCUUCAGUUGCAGAGAAACUCGUGUGGCUCAGAAACUGGCAGAAAAACUACUUAUUAAGGCAAAAGCAAAUGGGAAACUGAAUCUGGAAGAUGGGUUUCUUGACUUUUAUUCAGUUAAUAGGCAAGGACCACAUUUUGACAAGUCUUUUCCUUCUGAUAUGGCUGUGAAGGAGAAUCUGCCAGUUGGUGCUAACAUCUUGAAGAUUAAAGCCUAUGAUGCUGACUCUGGCUUUAAUGGAAAGGUGCUAUUUACAAUAUCUGAUGGAAAUACUGACAGUUGCUUUAAUAUUGAUAUGGAGACUGGGCAACUUAAAGUACUUAUGCCCAUGGAUCGAGAGCACACAGAUCUCUAUCUCCUUAAUAUCACCAUCUAUGACUUGGGUAAUCCACAGAAAUCUUCAUGGAGAUUGCUAACCAUCAAUAUAGAGGAUGCUAAUGAUAACAGCCCUAUUUUUCUUCAAGAUAGUUACUCUGUUAACAUUCUUGAAAGUUCAAGUAUUGGUACUGAGAUUAUUCAAGUGGAAGCCAGAGACAAAGACCUGGGUUCCAACGGUGAAGUAACUUACUCAGUCCUGACAGAUACACAAGAGUUUGCCAUCAAUAGUUCAACUGGUGUCAUUUAUGUGGCAGACCAAUUGGAUCGGGAAUCCAAAGCAAACUAUUCCCUCAAAAUAGAAGCCAGAGACAAGGCAGAAAAUGGUCAGCAGCUGUUUUCAGUUGUCACCCUUAAGGUUUUUCUGGAUGAUGUAAAUGACUGCUCUCCAGCUUUCAUUCCAAGUAGCUAUAGUGUGAAGGUUCUUGAAGACCUCCCUGUUGGCACUGUCAUUGCUUGGUUGGAAACUCAUGAUCCAGAUCUCGGACUGGGGGGUCAAGUACGUUAUUCUUUGGUCAAUGAUUAUAAUGGGAGAUUCGAAAUAGACAAAGCAAGUGGUGCUAUCCGCUUGAGCAAAGAGCUUGACUAUGAAAAGCAACAGUUUUAUAAUCUCACAGUUCGGGCCAAAGACAAAGGACGACCUGUCUCUUUGUCAUCGGUUUCCUUUGUUGAGGUGGAAGUUGUGGAUGUCAAUGAAAACCUUCAUACUCCCUACUUUCCAGACUUUGCUGUUGUUGGAUCUGUAAAAGAAAACUCGCGUAUUGGAACAAGUGUCCUGCAGGUAACUGCACAGGAUGAAGACUCUGGGAGGGAUGGAGAAAUCCAGUACUCCAUCAGGGAUGGCAGUGGACUUGGAAGGUUCAAUAUAGAUGACGAGAGUGGGGUCAUCACUGCCGCAGACAUUCUUGAUCGAGAAACAACAGGGUCAUACUGGCUGACAGUGUAUGCCACAGACAGGGGCGUUGUUCCACUCUAUUCCACCCUUGAGGUCUACAUUGAAAUUGAAGAUGUGAAUGACAAUGCCCCUCUGACCUCGGAACCGAUUUAUUAUCCUGUUGUCAUGGAAAAUUCACCCAAGGAUGUAUCUGUCAUUCAGAUCCAAGCUGAAGACCCUGACUCUAGUUCCAAUGAAAAACUGACAUACAGGAUUACAAGUGGAAAUCCACAGAAUUUUUUUGCCAUCAAUAUCAAAACAGGUUUGAUUACCACAACCUCGAGGAAACUGGAUCGGGAACAGCAGGCAGAACAUUUUCUAGAGGUAACUGUGACAGAUGGUGGCUCUUCUCCAAAACAAUCGACCGUUUGGGUAGUGGUCCAGGUUCUGGAUGAAAACGACAAUAAGCCCCAGUUCCCUGAGAAGGUUUACCAGAUCAAGCUACCAGAACGUGAUCGAAAGAAGAGGGGCGAACCCAUUUACAGGGCUUUUGCAUUUGACAGAGAUGAGGGCCCCAACUCAGAAAUCUCCUACAGUAUCAUAGAUGGGAAUGAUGAUGGAAAGUUCUUUAUUGACCCCAAAACCGGCAUGGUUUCUUCCAGAAAGCAAUUUACAGCAGGGAGUUACGACAUCCUAACGAUAAAGGCCGUGGACAAUGGCCGCCCGCAGAAAUUCUCCACAGCUCGCCUCCACAUUGAAUGGAUUAAGAAACCACCCCCUUCACCUGUCCCACUGACCUUCGAUGAGCCGUUUUAUAACUUCACAGUAAUGGAAAGUGAUAGAGUGACCGAGAUUGUGGGGGUGGUAUCUGUGCAGCCAGCCAACACCCCUCUAUGGUUUGACAUAGUCGGUGGCAAGCAUGCUCGAGAGAUGUUCUAUAUUCUACAGACAGCUUGUGGGCAGAACUGUUCAACAGAAGGGGGGAAUUUUGACAGCUCUUUUGAUGCAGAGAAGGGUGUUGGUACAAUUGUCAUCGCAAAACCUUUGGAUGCAGAGCAGAGGUCUGUGUAUAACAUGACUGUGGAAGUCACCGAUGGGACAAAUGUUGCUGUCACUCAGGUAUUUAUCAAAGUGUUGGACAAUAAUGAUAAUGGCCCAGAAUUCUCUCAGCCAAAUUAUGAUGUGACAAUUUCUGAGGAUGUGCUUCCAGAUACAGAAAUACUGCAGAUUGAAGCCACAGAUAGAGAUGAGAAGCACAAGCUGAGCUACACUGUCCACAGCAGCAUCGAUUCUACCAGCAUGAGAAAAUUCCGGAUUGACCCGACCACUGGUGUGCUCUACACUGCUGAGAGACUGGAUCAUGAGGCCCAGGAUAAGCAUAUUCUCAACAUAAUGGUCAGAGAUCAGGAGUUUCCUUAUCGAAGAAACUUGGCCCGAGUCAUUGUGAAUGUGGAAGAUGCUAAUGAUCACAGUCCUUAUUUUACCAACCCACUGUAUGAAGCAUCUGUGUUUGAAUCGGCUGCUUUGGGAUCAGCUGUUCUGCAAGUGACGGCUCUGGACAAAGACAAAGGGGAAAAUGCAGAACUCAUAUAUACCAUAGAAGCAGGGAAUACUGGGACCACAUUUAAGAUCGAACCAGUCCUGGGCAUCAUCACUAUUUCCAAAGAACCAGACAUGACAACAAUGGGUCAGUUUGUUCUGUCAGUCAAAGUCACAGAUCAAGGUUCCCCACCAAUGUCAGCCACUGCAAUUGUGCGCAUUUCUGUCACCAUGUCUGAUAACUCUCACCCCAAGUUCACUCACCAAGACUACCAAGCUGAAGUAAACGAGAAUGUUGAUGUUGGAACAUCAGUCAUUUUGAUCUCUGCCAUCAGUCAAUCAACCCUCAUUUAUGAAGUUAAAGAUGGAAACACUGAUGCAAGCUUUACCAUCAAUCCAUAUUCUGGAGUCAUCACCACUAGAAGAGCUCUGGAUUAUGAACAUACUUCUUCUUACCAACUCAUCAUUCAGGCCACUAACAUGGCAGGGAUGGCUUCCAACGCCACAGUCAAUAUUCAAGUUGUUGAUGAAAAUGAUAAUGCUCCAGUCUUUCUCUUUUCUCAGUACUCAGGCAGUCUGAGUGAGGCAGCCCCAGUCAAUAGCAUUGUCAGGAGCUUGGAUAAUAGUCCACUGGUGAUUCGAGCCACCGAUGCUGACAGUAACCAGAAUGCACUGCUUGUGUAUCAGAUUGUAGAGUCCACAGCCAAGAAGUUUUUCACAGUGGACUCCAGUACAGGUGCAAUCAGAACAAUUGCGAACCUAGACCAUGAGACCAUUGCCCACUUCCAUUUUCAUGUGCAUGUGAGAGACAGUGGGAGCCCCCAGCUGACUGCAGACAGUCCUGUCGAAGUCAACAUUGAGGUGACAGAUGUGAAUGAUAACCCACCUGUUUUCACUCAAGCUGUGUUUGAGACUGUCUUACUCCUCCCUACCUAUGUUGGAGUGGAGGUUCUGAGAGUUAGUGCCACAGAUCCUGACUCUGAAGUGCCCCCUGAACUGACAUACAGCCUAAUGGAAGGCAGCUUGGAUAAUUUUUUAAUUGACUCAAAUAGUGGAGUACUCACUAUAAAAAACAACAACCUUUCCAAAGAUCAUUAUAUGCUGAUAGUUAAAGUGUCUGAUGGGAAGUUCUACAGCACAUCCAUGGUCACCAUCAUGGUUAAAGAAGCCAUGGACAGUGGCCUCCACUUUACACAAAGCUUUUAUUCCACCUCAAUCUUAGAGAACAACACUAACAUAACCAAAGUUGCUAUUGUCAAUGCAGUUGGAAAUCGCCUUAAUGAGCCCUUAAAAUAUAGCAUUUUAAACCCAGGAAACAAAUUCAAUAUAAAAUCUACCUCAGGAGUCAUUCAGACCACUGGAGUUCCCUUUGACCGUGAAGAGCAAGAAUUAUAUGAGUUGGUCGUGGAAACAAGUCGUGAGCUAGACCAUCUACGUGUGGCUAGGGUGGUGGUCAGGGUUAACAUUGAAGACAUAAAUGACAAUUCUCCAGUCUUUGUGGGCCUCCCUUACUAUGCUGCUGUGCAAGUUGAUGCUGAGCCUGGGACUCUGAUAUACCGGGUGACAGCCAUUGACAGAGAUAAAGGUGCAAAUGGAGAAGUGACCUAUGUCCUUCAGGAUGAUUAUGGCCACUUUGAAAUUAACCCUAAUUCAGGGAAUGUUAUUUUAAAAGAAGCAUUCAACUCUGACUUGUCCAAUAUUGAGUAUGAAGUCACUGUUGUAGCCAAAGAUGGUGGAAAGCCCUCUUUGUCCACAUCUGUGGAACUUCCCAUCACUAUUGUCAACAAAGCAAUGCCAGUGUUCGAUAAGCCAUUUUAUACAGCAUCCAUCAAUGAAGACAUUAGAAUGGACACUGCUAUUCUAAGCAUUAAUGCAACCAGCCCAGAAGGUCAAGGCAUCAUAUAUAUUAUUAUUGAUGGGGAUCCUUUUCAGCAGUUUAACAUUGAUUUUGAUACUGGAGUCCUGAAAGUUGUUAGUCCUUUAGAUUAUGAAGUUACCUCUAUUUACAAAUUAACAGUGAGGGCCAGUGAUACCCUUACUGGUGCUAGGGCUGAAGUCACUGUUGACUUACUAGUUAAUGAUAUCAAUGACAACCCUCCUAUUUUUGAUCAACACACAUACAAUACAACAUUAUCAGAAGCAUCUCUCAUUGGCACACCUGUUUUGCAAGUUGUCUCCUCUGACAUAGACUCAGGAAACAAUAAAAUGGUUCAUUAUCAGAUUGUGCAGGAUACCUACAACAGCACAGAUUAUUUUCACAUAGACAGUUCAAGUGGCUUAAUCCUGACGGCAAGAAUGCUGGACCAUGAGUUAGUACAACACUGUACUUUGAAAGUCAGAGCAACUGAUAAUGGUUUUCCAUCACUGAGCAGUGAGGUUCUGGUUCAUAUCCACAUUUCUGACAUAAAUGACAACCCUCCGGUUUUUAAUCAACUCAUUUAUGAGUCAUAUGUAAGUGAAUUAGCCCCCCGGGGCCAUUUUGUAACCUGUGUGCAAGCCUCAGAUGCAGACAGCUCUGACUUUGACCGCUUAGAAUAUAGCAUUUUGUCUGGAAAUGACCGGACAAGCUUUCUGAUGGACAGCAAAAGUGGAGUCAUCACCCUGUCCAACCACCGAAAGCAGAGGAUGGAGCCUCUGUAUAGUCUCAAUGUGUCAGUUUCUGAUGGGUUAUUCACCAGCACGGCACAGGUACAUAUCAGGGUACUAGGGGCUAACUUGUACAGCCCUGCCUUUUCGCAAAGCACAUAUGUGGCUGAGGUGAGAGAGAAUGCAGCUGCUGGUACAAAGGUAAUUCAUAUUCGAGCCACAGAUGGGGACCCAGGAACAUAUGGUCAGAUCAGCUAUGCCAUUAUUAAUGAUUUUGCCAAGGAUCGAUUUCUCAUAGAUAGCAAUGGACAAGUCAUCACAACUGAACGGCUAGACCGGGAAAACCCUUUGGAAGGAGAUGUUAGUAUUUUCUUGAGGGCCCUCGACGGUGGAGGAAGAACAACUUUUUGCACAGUAAGAGUAAUCGUUGUGGAUGAAAAUGACAAUGCACCCCAGUUCCUGACAGUCGAAUAUAGAGCCAGUGUAAGGGCAGAUGUGGGAAGGGGCCACUUGGUCACUCAGGUUCAAGCAAUGGAUCCAGAUGAUGGAGCAAAUUCAAGGAUUACUUAUUCCCUCUAUAGUGAGGCCUCUGUCUCAGUGGCUGACCUCUUGGAAAUUGAUCCUGACAAUGGAUGGAUGGUUACAAAGGGCAAUUUUAACCAGCUGAAAAAUACAGUACUUUCAUUCUUUGUCAAAGCAGUCGAUGGGGGCAUUCCAGUAAAGCACUCCCUCAUUCCUGUCUACAUCCAUGUCUUGCCCCCUGAAACAUUUUUGCCUUCAUUCACUCAGUCUCAGUAUUCCUUUACCAUUGCAGAAGAUGCAUCCAUUGGAAGCACAGUGGACACCCUGAGGAUUUUACCCAGUCAGAAUGUCCGCUUCAGUACAGUUAAUGGGGAACGGCCAGAGAAUAACAAAGGGAAUGUUUUUAUCGUAGAACAGGAAACAGGCACUAUUAAACUUGACAAGCGCCUUGACCAUGAAAUUAGCCCAGUUUUCCACUUUAAAGUGGCAGCUACUAUCCCCCUGGACAAGGUAGACAUUGUGUUUACUGUGGACAUAGACAUCAAGGUAUUGGAUUUGAAUGACAACAAACCAGUCUUUGAAACUUCAAGCUACGAGACCAUCAUAAUGGAGGGGAUGCCUGUUGGCACCAAGCUCACACAGGUGAGAGCUACCGAUAUGGAUUGGGGAGCCAAUGGGCAGGUCACUUAUUCCCUCCACUCAGAUUCCCAUCCCGAAAAGGUAAUGGAAGCAUUCAAUAUUGACAGCAACACAGGCUGGAUCAGUACCUUGAAGGAUCUGGAUCACGAGACAGACCCUGCCUUCUCCUUCUCUGUGGUGGCCUCUGACCUGGGAGAGGCAUUCUCUCUUUCUUCUAUGGCUCUGGUCUCUGUCAAGGUGACGGAUAUAAAUGACAAUGCACCAGUAUUCGCCCACGAGGUAUAUCGAGGGAAUGUGAAGGAGAGUGAUCCUCCAGGAGAGGUGGUGGCUGUACUCAGCACAUGGGACAGAGAUACUUCUGAUGUUAAUCGCCAAGUGAGCUACCAUAUUACAGGAGGAAACCCCCGAGGAAGGUUUGCUCUGGGCCUGGUACAGAGUGAGUGGAAAGUCUAUGUGAAGAGGCCUCUAGACAGAGAAGAACAAGAUAUUUACUUCCUCAACAUCACUGCUACUGAUGGGCUCUUUGUCACACAGGCCAUGGUAGAAGUGACCGUCAGUGAUGUAAAUGACAAUAGUCCAGUGUGUGAUCAGGUGGCAUAUACAGCAUCAUUUCCUGAAGACAUUCCAUCUAAUAAAAUCAUCCUCAAGGUCGGUGCCAAUGAUGCUGAUAUUGGAUCUAGUGGAGACAUUCGGUACUCACUCUAUGGAUCUGGAAGCAAUGAAUUUUUUCUAGAUCCAGAAAGUGGUGAGUUAAAAACUUUGGCUUUAUUGGACCGAGAGAGGGUCCCAGUGUACAAUCUAAUCGCCAGGGCCACUGAUGGAGGUGGCAGAUUUUGCCAGUCUGAUAUCCGCCUGAUCCUAGAGGAUGUGAACGAUAACCCGCCUGUGUUUUCUUCUGACCACUACAAUGCCUGUGUCUAUGAGAACACUGCCACUAAGGCUCUGUUAACCAGAGUACAAGCUGUGGACCCUGAUGUAGGCAUCAACAGGAAGGUAGUGUACUCUCUGGCGACCUCAGCCAACGGCUUCUUCUCCAUUGACAGCACUUCUGGUAUCAUCAUCUUGGAGCAGCCACUGGACAGAGAACAGCAGUCUUCCUACAACAUCAGUGUGAGAGCCACUGACCAGAGUCCUGAACGAUCCCUGUCCUCUAUCGCCACUAUUACGAUCACUGUCCUGGACAUCAAUGAUAACCCACCUGUGUUUGAGAGGAGAGAUUACCUGGUAACAGUGCCUGAGGAUACCUCUCCUGGAACACAAGUUUUAGCUGUUUUUGCCACCAGCAAAGAUAUUGGUACGAAUGCUGAGAUUACAUAUCUUAUCCGCUCUGGAAAUGAACAGGGAAAAUUUAGGAUCAAUCCAAAGACAGGGGGUAUUUCUGUCUCUGAAGCCCUGGACUAUGAAUCAUGCAAAAGAUUUUACCUGGUUGUGGAAGCAAAAGAUGGGGGAACCCCUGCUCUCAGUGCUGCAGCCACCGUCAGCAUCAACCUCACAGAUGUGAAUGACAACCCUCCAAAGUUCAGCCAAGAUGUCUACAGCACUGUCAUCAGUGAAGAUGCCUUGGUGGGGGACUCUGUCAUUUUGCUAAUCGCAGAAGAUGUAGACAGUCAGCCUAAUGGACAGAUCCGUUUUUCCAUUGUGAGUGGAGAUCGAGACAAUGAAUUUGCUGUGGAUCCUGUCUUGGGACUUGUGAAAGUUAAGAAGAAAUUGGACCGAGAACGGGUGUCCGGAUACUCCCUGCUUGUCCAAGCAGUAGAUGGUGGAAUUCCUGCAAUGUCAUCAACUGCCACUGUCAACAUUGAUAUUUCUGAUGUGAAUGACAACAGCCCAGUGUUUACACCUGCCAACUAUACUGCUGUGAUUCAGGAGAAUAAGCCAGUGGGGACCAGCAUCUUGCAGCUGGUGGUGACAGACAGAGACUCCUUUCAUAAUGGUCCUCCCUUCUCAUUCUCAAUUUUGUCGGGAAAUGAAGAGGAGGAGUUUGUGUUGGAUUCUCAUGGGAUCCUGCGGUCAGCAGUGGUUUUCCAACACACAGAUUCUCCAGAAUAUGUGCUGUGUGUCCAGGCAAAGGAUUCAGGAAAACCACAGCAAGUUUCUCAUUCCUAUAUCCGUGUGAGGGUCAUUGAAGAAAGUAUCCACAAGCCCACAGCCAUCCCCCUGGAAAUCUUCAUUGUCACCAUGGAGGAUGAUUUUCCUGGUGGGGUUAUUGGAAAAAUCCAUGCCACAGAUCAAGAUAUGUAUGACGUGCUCACAUUUGCCCUGAAAUCAGAGCAGAAAAGUUUGUUCAAAGUCAACAGUCACGAUGGGAAAAUCAUUGCCCUGGGAGGCCUGGACAGUGGCAAAUAUGUCCUGAAUGUGUCUGUGAGUGAUGGCCGCUUCCAGGUGCCCAUCGAUGUGGUUGUGCAUGUGGAGCAACUGGUGCAUGAGAUGCUGCAGAACACUGUCACCAUCCGCUUUGAGAAUGUGUCCCCUGAGGAUUUCGUGGGUCUGCACAUGCAUGGCUUCCGGCGUACCUUGAGGAAUGCAGUCCUUACCCAGAAACAGGACAGCCUGCACAUCAUCAGCAUCCAGCCCGUGGCAGGCACCAACCAGCUGGACAUGCUAUUUGCUGUGGAGAUGCACAGCAGUGAGUUCUACAAGCCAGCCUACCUGAUCCAAAAGCUGUCCAGUGCCAGGCGGCACCUGGAGAAUGUCAUUCGCAUCGCAGCCAUCCUGGAGAAGAACUGCUCAGGGCUGGACUGUCAGGAGCAGCACUGUGAGCAAGGCUUGUCAUUGGAUUCCCAUGCACUCAUGACCUACAGCACAGCUCGCAUCAGUUUUGUGUGUCCACGUUUUUAUAGGAAUGUGCGUUGUACCUGUAAUGGAGGACUGUGCCCAGGGUCCAAUGAUCCUUGUGUGGAGAAGCCGUGCCCCGGGGACAUGCAGUGUGUCGGUUACGAAGCCAGUAGGAGACCAUUUCUCUGCCAGUGUCCACCAGGGAAGCUUGGAGAGUGUUCAGGACACACUUCUCUUAGCUUUGCUGGAAACAGUUAUAUCAAAUACCGUCUUUCUGAAAAUAGCAAAGAAGAAAACUUCAAACUAGCUCUCCGCCUGAGAACCCUGCAAAGCAACGGGAUUAUCAUGUACACCAGAGCAAAUCCCUGCAUCAUCCUGAAGAUUGUGGACGGCAAGCUGUGGUUCCAGCUGGACUGCGGCAGCGGCCCCGGAAUCUUGGGCAUCUCGGGCCGUAUGGUCAACGACGGGAGCUGGCACUCAGUCUUUCUGGAGCUCAAUCGCAAUUUCACCAGCCUGUCCCUGGACGACAGCUACGUGGAGCGGCGCAGGGCGCCCCUCUACUUCCAAACGCUGAGCACUGAGAGCAGCAUCUACUUCGGCGCCCUGGUGCAGGCGGAUAACAUCCGCAGCCUGACCGACACGCGGGUCACGCAGGUGCUCAGUGGCUUCCAGGGCUGCCUGGACUCCGUGGUGCUGAAUAACAACGAGCUGCCACUGCAGAACAAACGCAGCAGCUUUGCCGAGGUCGUGGGGCUGACAGAGCUGAAGCUGGGCUGCGUGCUCUACCCCGAUGCCUGCGAGCGCAGCCCCUGUCAGCAUGGAGGCAGCUGCUCAGGCCUGCCCUCAGGGGGCUAUCAAUGUACCUGUCUCUCACAGUUCACGGGGAGAAACUGUGAAUCCGAGAUCACAGCCUGCUUCCCAAACCCCUGCCGGAAUGGAGGCUCUUGUGACCCGAUAGGAAACACUUUCAUCUGCAGCUGUAAAGCUGGGCUCACUGGAGUCACGUGUGAGGAAGACGUCAACGAGUGCGAGAGGGAGGAGUGUGAAAACGGCGGCGCCUGCGUGAAUGUGUUCGGCUCUUUUCUGUGCAAUUGCACGCCGGGCUACGUGGGCCAGUACUGCGGGCUGCGCCCCGUGGUGGUGCCCAAUAUCCAGGCGGGCCACUCCUACGUGGGCAAGGAGGAACUCAUCGGCAUCGCCGUGGUCCUCUUCGUCAUCUUCAUCCUCAUCGUCCUCUUCAUCGUCUUCCGCAAGAAAGUCUUCCGCAAGAACUACUCCCGCAACAACAUCACGCUGGUGCAGGACCCGGCCACCGCUGCCCUGCUCCACAAGAGCAACGGGAUCCCCUUCCGCAACCUGCGCGGGGGCGACGGGCGCAACGUCUACCAGGAGGUGGGGCCCCCGCAGGUCCCCGUGCGGCCCAUGGCCUACACCCCCUGCUUCCAGAGCGACUCCAGGAGCAACCUGGAUAAGCUGGUGGACGGGCUGGGCGGCGAGCACCAGGAGAUGACCACCUUCCACCCCGAGUCCCCGCGCAUCCUGACUGCCCGGCGGGGCGUGGUGGUGUGCAGCGUGGCCCCCAACCUCCCUGCCGUGUCGCCCUGCCGCUCUGACUGCGACUCCAUCCGCAAGAACGGCUGGGAUGCAGGAACUGAGAACAAAGGGGUUGACGACCCAGGAGAAGUGACCUGUUUUUCAGGCAGUAAUAAAGGCAGCGCCUCUGAAGUUCAGUCCCUCAGCUCCUUCCAGUCGGACUCCGGUGAUGACAAUGCAUCCAUAGUGACUGUCAUUCAGCUUGUCAACAAUGUAGUUGACAACAUAGAGAAUGAAGUGUCUGUCAUGGAUCAAGGACAGAACUACAAUCGAGCCUAUCACUGGGACACCUCUGACUGGAUGCCGGGGGCACGCCUGUCAGACAUUGAGGAAGUGCCCAACUAUGAGAACCAGGAUGGAGGAUCUGCACACCAGGGCAGCACCCGGGAGCUGGAGAGUGAUUACUACCUGGGAGGCUACGACAUUGACAACGAAUACCCACCUCCUCACGAGGAAGAGUUCUUAAGUCAGGACCAGCUGCCCCCUCCCCUGCCUGAAGACUUCCCAGACCAAUACGAGGCCCUGCCACCCUCCCAGCCUGUCUCCCUGGCCAGCACACUGAGCCCAGACUGCAGGAGAAGGCCCCAGUUUCACCCUAGCCAGUACCUCCCUCCUCACCCCUUCCCCAUUGAAACGGAUUUGGUGGGGCCACCUGCGGGCUGUGAAUUUAGUACUUUUGCUGUGAGCAUGAACCAAAGCACAGAGGCAACAGGCCCAGCAGACAGCGUGUCUCUAUCCUUGCACAAUUCCAGAGGCACCUCGUCCUCAGAUGUGUCGGCCACCUGCGGCUUUGAAGACUCCGAAGUGGCCGUGAGUGACUAUGAGAGUGUGGCAGAGCUCAGCCUCGCCAGCCUUCACAUACCCUUCGUGGAAACCCAGCACCAGACCCAGGUGUAGAGGACACGCUGUGGGCUCUUUGCCCUGUGUAUCAUGGAAACGGAGGAAGGGAAUGAUUGGCUGGGCUUGUGUCUCGGUAGAGAAUAUUCUAUGGAAAUGUGAUAUUUUCCUCAAGGAACUUCUUCACAAGUUGCAGUAUUCUCAAGCAAGCUUGAUCCAAUUGGAUGAAGAGGAGAGGCUCAAAAAUUAUUUCUGAGGGGGACCAAUAACUCUUGCAGUAGGUACCUACAUUCAUGGCUAAGAAUUCCAAGAAGAGUGGGAAGUGAGUUCACUCACCACUUUAAACAACAGGUCUUGUAUGUCUUUGUGCAGUAUUGUGCCCUGAAAAGUGUGACAGCAUCGGCCCUUGCAGUAUUAAUAACCGGCAACAAUCAGGGAACUAUUGUUGCAUGUCAUUUUGAGCCAAUGAAAUGAACGUAGUAAAUGGAAAUAGUAGUAAUGGUUGUUGGAAAAGUUAGUGUCUUAGAUGAAUGAAAAGAGAAACAAAUAUCAAAUGGGCUAAAGCCUUUAAAAUCAAUUCUAUUUUUUUUAAUAAGCUGCCCAAUUUUCAGCUAUAAAAUUAGGUCUGAGUAACAUGUGUAGUAUACUGAGUUUUUUGUUUGUGUGAAGCAUCCAAUAUAAUAUAGUUGAGUUUUAUGAUCUUUGAGAACGUUAUCAGUGAAGAGCAAUAUGAGGCUGGUUUGGGGUUCCACCAUGUGGGCUGGCGAGGUUAAUGCUAUUCAGACAUUAGAAAAAAUGUGAUUAUCUGGUUUUACGUUUUCUGGUAAAUAUUUCUAGCCAUCACUAUAACUCUAAUUUGGCUACAUGAAUUGGCCUCUCUCAUUAUAUUGUUCUCUAUUUCAUUUUUAUCGGUACCGGGGACCGAACUCACGACCGCCUGCUUGCAAGGCAGGUGCUUAUGCCGCUGAGCUAAAUCCCCAGCCCCCAUUAUAUUGUUCUCUAGAACAAGAUUUAGAGGUUUAAGCAAGAUUCACAAAUUCAGGUUUAAAAGAAAAUGUGAUACUUUCAAAGUUUUCAGCCUGAAUAAAUGCAAUUCUUAAAAAUGCAGAUAAAAAGGCACGUGCUAUUCUAAAUUGGUAGUAUAAUCAUUAUAAAAUAAUUACAUUUUUAAAAAGGAAAUUAGACUAGUUAUUGUGUAUAAAUUAUAAUUGUACGUGCAUCUGGGCCUAUGUACAAAUAUGUGCUCGCACUCAGUACUCAGUGAGGCUGCUCUGGAGGAAAGCAAGCUUGAUGGUUUUAGGAAAUGGACUGAGCUCAAAAUCCUGCCAGUGAGCACGGCGUACCUUCCAAUUUCUCUGAUCUCAGUGAUGUUAGAAAAACACCAAACGCCAUACUUUACUCUAAUUCAAUUCCCUUAAUUUUGGUACUGCCAUUUGUAAACUUAAAGCAAAACUGUGCUUUUUAAAAACAGUAUUUUAUAAUUUUCCAGAACGAACCUCAAUUUUGAAGAUAUGAGUAUUUAAUUACAUCUUGGGGUUUUCCUCCCAUCUGACCUGUGGGCUUUCACUAUGUCUUUCCAAAACUGACAGAAGAAUUAUUCCAUUGGAGAUAUAAUAACCCAGUACUUAAAAGUUAAACAUGACAAGCUGAAUGACUUUCUUCUUUUGUUUCAAUCAGAUUAUGGCCACCCAUGCAGUGACCAUGGUAAAUAAAUUGCAUAUUUGCACUAUCUGCUUAAUGAGCAAAUUUCUAUGUUCAAAGUUCCUGAUGAUAUCUGGCAUUGGUGUGUAAAUUGUACUGUCAUGAGUUUACAUAUCAUCCAUUCAGAUGUGCUUUUAGUUUUUUUAGUUGUGAUUAAUCCAGUUUCCUCACUGUAGGAGUGUUUCUGAACAUUUGCCAUUUUAAAAAUAAUCUUUCAUUCCCAAAUGUUCUAAGUAGAUACAUUUCACAAGUUUUUCAGCCUUUCUUUUCCUUGUCUGUUGGUCAGACCUACUCAUGGAGACAUUAUCCACACUGUGGUCCUGAAAUAAAUGAAUUUCACUAAAGCUGCUUUUGAGAAUAAAGUCUUCGGUAUUUUUCUUAGGUAAGAAGCACAUUUUCAAGAAUCAUGGAGAAAACGACGAACUAAUGGGCUAGAAUUGAAUCACUGCUACAUUUUUAAUAAUGCAGUGACAAAACCCAUCAAAGUAAAAUCAACAAUUCAUUUCUUGCCCCCAGGAAAUACUAGAAGGAGAUUAGUGCGGAUGAGUCACUACUGCUUACACAGCAUCUCUUCGAGGGAGGAUGCCUGGCUGACACAGUAAUGAAGGCAGAAAUAGGUCCUAAUGCAGUUGUGAAAUCACCAAAGAAAAUGGUGCCCACCAUUUGCUCUGACUUAUGUAAAAUAUCUCUUUCUUCAAGAUAGUUUCCCUAUUUUUUUGCAGAAUACUUCUGCAACUAAAUAUAUGCAGACAAGCAUAUGUUACAUUUUGAUCCAUUAUCUUUAAACACAUGAUACCUCUUCAUCUUCUGGGAAAUUAAAUUUCCCUGUAGAUUACAAAAUGGGUUGCAGUGAAGCCAUGGUGGAAUUAGGUGGGAUGACCGCUGAUUCAAAGAACUAGUAGAGUCCUCAAGAUUUGCAGGUCAAAGUCUCAUACUUCAUAAAAAAGGAAACAUACCAAGACAGAGGAAGAGACUUACCCGGGCUCACACUGGAAGUUGAGUAUCUGAACCAUGUCUAGAAACAUCCAUUUGGACAGUGUCUAUAUAACAUUGUUCACCACUAAACUGCACUGAACAUGGCAACCAGUUGCUUCUGAUGGACCCUCUGACUUCCCAGCAUCCCUUCUUUGUAAUGCAAGGAAAUAUCUAUUCUCCAUGAAUACAAAAUAUUUCUCUGUAAUUCUUACAAUCUUGUUUCCUUGCAAUAUCUUACCCUCAGCAAUGGUAUACUUAGAGAAUUGAUACAUUUCUUUGGGUGUUCAUCAAAUUCUACUUUUUCUAAAUCAGUGUCUCUAAAAGUGGCAGGAAAUGAUGAGUACAGAAUUGAAUUUAGGCCAGUCAUCAAUUAUAAUGCAAUCUUGCUUUUGUUUUCAUUUUUCUUCCCACUCGCACUGCUUGUUCUUUGUUCCUGCCACCUCCACCAUGAUGAACCACAUAGAAAAUACUUAAGCCACUUAGGAUCUUCCCCUUUUUCUUGACACCUACGUGCCAUCUCCUGGAAGCCAUGUUCCACUACCCUGUUGUCGGCACUUUACUUGAAUUGCACAUGUUCUGGUCAGGUUGAGAGUAGCUGGACUGUUGACACUAGUCACACAGUACAUAGGAGCUAUGAGGCAAUAAAUAAUGACUAAAGUAGGUGCUUAAAUUAUCCCCAUUCCUCUGCAAGUAUUUUGCUGCUGAGUUCCAUUCAUGUCUGCUUUCAGUGUACCCACUUGUGAAAUGCCAUAUUCAAAGACUUAGUAAUGUAAUAGGCCAAGCCCACGCAUCUGAGGUUUGUCCUAUCAUUCUAAUCAUUCAGAGCCCUAGAAAGGGAACUCAUUCUGGGAUUCACCUGGUACCUCCCUUGGAAAUCACUGUAUAUUCCAUUGCUUCUUCCCAUCCUCAUCCCACCUGUUGCCCUCACUAAUGCUGUAUCUACACAUCAAAGUCAAAGGGGCAGAGGAAAGACGAUCAAGAUAAAUCAUUCUAAGACCAAAAUAACACUUUUAUGUGGAAUGAUUGAGAAAGACGAGUACUCAUUUGCAUGCAUUGUUCAGAUGAUUGACCUCUUCACUCUGCUGCCCUGUGAGUACACAGAUACUGCUAAUGUGGUUAGGCUUUGAUAGUUUCACUUCUUGUUUCAAGCCAUAGGAAAAGCAAAUGUGAAGAGGCAUUUCUUUGGUGUCAUCAUUUUGUGUGGUCCAUGAAGAUGCUUAUGUGUUUUUGCUGGUUUGUGUCUAGCAAUGUUCAGCUGCAUAUUAUGCGAUGAAAACCCAGUGUCUUUAGGCUUCACAUUACUAAUAAUGAGGUUUAAAGUCAUCAUGUGUAGGGUUGGCAUCAGUUAAUAUUUAGCCAGCUGGCUAAGAUGGGAAAGGAAUAAGGUAUUUCUUUUCUUAUAUAAUAAUGAAAAGCAAUAAUUACAAGUACGUAAUAAUACACAAAGGCCAUAAUUAGUCUCUUCCAAUGUUUAAGAUGCACUAGAGAAUUAUACAGUCAUUUGGAGUGUGUUUGGACCCAUUAGUAUGUACUAUAGCAAACCUUUCAACAAACAAAUCCCUGAAUUGCUACUAUUUAACAAUUUUAUGAGCCCAUACUACUGCAUUUCGGGAGUGACAAAUGUGUUUGGAAAUGGAGGCUGUUCUUUUUAAGCACUGUAUCAGAGAUUGUCUUGUACAUUUACCUGUUGCAAACAGGCUGGUUUGUAAAAGAUGUAUGUUUUGGUGUUUAAAAUGUUUAUAAAACUGUAUAUAAAUGGUUUCAAUUUUCCAGGCUUUUGUAGAUAUUGUAUUUGAUGCCUAUCAGGAUGCUUUAAUUUGGAGGGUCGAAUAUAAUUCUAAGUCAUCCAUGCUGUUGGUCUCCAAACAUUUGAGGUAACUACAAACACACACACAAAAGGAUUUUAGAUUUGAAAAUGAUGUUUGUUAAUCAUUUCAAAAUGUACUGUACCUUUUCUUUGGUUCUAUUAUUUUCAUUUAACUCUCUUUGUUUUUAAGAAAACAUGUUUAUUGACAUUAUUUUAGGAUGAAAGUGUUUUCCCCAUUAUUAAGUACCUGAUUGUUGUACCAUUUCGAGAGUCAGAAUGAAGUCCGUUCUUUCCUCACAUGCACGCACACUCACCCAAACUUGCACAUACAACACACCAAACCUUAUGCAAAAGGGAAAGCUGACACUUGAAGUGAAACUUGUCCCUAAUGGAAAUAGAUUGUUCCUGCAUAUAUUGCUGUUGGCAGUAUUGUCUUGUGUUCUUAAAAAAAAAAGAAAAAAAAAUCAAAACAGAAAA